Theobroma cacao (cacao) is the source of this 3889-nucleotide messenger RNA. The record is from RefSeq and is a predicted model, not a curated record. NCBI's taxonomy places the organism in Eukaryota, Viridiplantae, Streptophyta, Magnoliopsida, Malvales, Malvaceae.
UAAAUUUGAAACAACAUUUACUGAUUACGGGAAAUGUAAUUACAGAGAAUGUGAACUCUUGACUAAAGAGAAUGAAAAAGAAAAGUUUAUUUCCAGGAACAAGGGUGGAAGCAUAAAACCAGCAAGGUUCAUCCCCCCCGUGUUUCUUCUUCAAAGUGUAUGACCUCUCAGCCCGUUGGCAUGCCCUGGAAGAGUUUAUUGCGUGCAUCAUAUCUUGUUCCUCUCAGUAUCAGAUAUGUCAGAUGGAAACUACAUAGAACUUUCUUCCUUCACCCAUAAUGGGCAAGGAAAUCGGGAGGGAAAUAAAAAAGGCAAAACAAAUUAACUCUUCCACCCAAAGUUAAUUUGGUCUACGGCAGUUAAUGGGAAGCUACAAUGAAUGAAGGCAUGAAAUUUCCAGGAAGAAAGGCGAUAGGUGAGUAUAAACGCAAUGAUCCUAGUUUUCCUUCCCAUCACAACCCUAGUAUUCUAGCCUUUGGUCAUACUCUUUUUGACUUCCUGAAGACUCCUCGCACUUCUUUCUUAAUUUCCAUCUUGUUUGUCCUUCUGAACCCUGAAGAAGCUUUCGUCCUUCUGAAAAAAUUUUACUCCUUCAUUCCCUAUCGUUUAACAUGUCUUUGAGAUGUCGUAAACCUGGUGAACCAGCCAUGCCUGAUGCAGAUGACACCCCAGUGGCAAAACGUCAGCAGCGAAGGUGGCGAACGGUUUUUGCAGCCAUAUAUUCUGCCAGGAUUCUUGUUUCUUUGUACAAGAAAGUUAUUAACGAUAAGCAGAUCUUGCGUACUCUAUCCUAUAUUGCCAUUGAUAUCCAUGAACAUGACUCAAGCGAUCAUCACCUACCUUCUCUCUGGGUUGAUCAAAAAACACUCACUGAGAUGGUAAGAGAGAAGAACCUUGAGAACCUACGUAAACUUGGAGGAGUGAAAAAGAUUGCUGUAAGUCUUGAAACUGAUGAGAAGGAUGGCAUCAGUGGCAAUGAGGCUGAUCUUACACACAGGAUGGAUGUCUUCGGUGCCAACAGGUAUCAGAAACCACCUAUCAAAAGCCUUCUUAGCUUUAUUUUUGAAGCUUUUAAGGAUACCACCAUUAUCAUACUCCUGGUUUGUGCAAUACUCUCUCUGGGCUUUGGCAUUAAGCAGCAUGGCGUAGAGGACGGAUGGCAUGAUGGUGGGAGUAUUAUCUUCGCUGUCUUUCUAGUUGUUGUCAUAUCUGCUGUCAGUAACUUUAAGCAAAACAGACAAUUCGAGAAACUUUCAAAUGAGAGUAGUGAUAUAAGAGUGGACGUAGUAAGAGAUGGACGCCGCCAAUUUAUAUCAGUCUUUGAAGUUGUCGUGGGUGAUGUUGUGUGCUUGAAAAUUGGUGAUCAAAUUCCGGCAGAUGGAUUGUUCUUGGAUGGACACUCUUUGAAGGUAGAUGAAUCUAGCAUGACAGGGGAAAGUGACCACGUUGAGAUCAAUGGCAACAACAAUCCUUUCAUGCUCUCUGGUACAAAGGUGACCGACGGGUUUGGUUUUAUGCUUGUCACUUCUGUUGGCAUGAAUACGGCAUGGGGGAAGAUGAUGAGUUCCAUAAACCGCGACUUAGAUGAAGAGACUCCACUACAGGCUCGCCUCAACAAGCUAACUUCUUAUAUUGGGAAGAUUGGAUUGACAGUGGCUAUACUUGUUCUUGCAGUUUUGCUCAUCCGUUACUUCACUGGAAACACAAAAGAUGACAAGGGAAACAAAGAAUAUAUCCGGGGCAAGACCAAGCUAGACAGCACGAUGAACUCAGUGGUGAACAUUAUUUCUGCAGCAAUUACCAUUGUGGUGGUAGCAAUUCCAGAAGGCCUUCCUUUGGCGGUAACUCUGACUCUGGCUUAUUCUAUGAAGCAAAUGAUGGCUGAUCAUGCAAUGGUCAGAAAGCUUUCUGCUUGUGAGACAAUGGGCUCAGCCACAACAAUCUGCACAGACAAAACAGGUACCCUUACUUUAAAUGAAAUGAAGGUUACUGAGUUUUGGCUAGGAAACGAAUGCAUGAAGGAUAGUAUGUCCACAGAAAUAGCACCUAAUGUCCAUGAGUUACUGCAACAAGCGAUUGCUUUAAACACAACUGGUACUGUUUAUAAGCCAAAUUCUAGAUCACUUCCUGAGAUUUCUGGUAGUCCAACUGAGAAAGCAAUACUCUCGUGGGCUGUAUUAGAUUUGGGCAUGAACGUAGAUAACCCAAAGCAAGAUUAUGAUCUCAUCCAAGUAGCAGUCUUCAAUUCAGCGAAAAAGAGGAGUGGAGUUUUGAUAAGGAGAAAGAAUGAGAGUGCUACACACACACACUGGAAGGGUGCUGCUGAGAUGAUAGUGGCCAUGUGCUCACAAUAUUAUGAUAGAGGUGGAAUGGUUAAAGUCAUGGAUGAUGAAGAAAGGACAGAAAUCGGGAAAAUCAUUCAGAAUAUGGCAGCCAAAAGCUUGAGGUGCAUAGCAUUUGCACACACAAAGAUUCCAGAAGACAAUGAGCAGGUUUUGGGAGAAAGCAGACUUACCUUAGUAGGGCUGGUGGGUUUGAAAGACCCAUGUCGUCCUGGUGUCAGAAGAGCUGUAGAAUCUUGCAUAGAUUCUGGAGUAAACAUCAAGAUGAUCACAGGAGACAAUGUUUUCACAGCAAAAGCUAUGGCAAUUGAAUGUGGCAUUCUACAACCUCACGAGGACGUGAAUGAAGCUGUAAUUGAAGGUAUAGAGUUCAGGAAUUACUCACCAGAAGAGAGAAUGGAGAAGAUCAAUAAAGUCCGUGUGAUGGCCAGAUCCUCACCAUUUGACAAACUUCUGAUGGUACAGUGUCUAAAGCAGAAAGGUCAUGUUGUAGCAGUCACUGGGGAUGGGACAAAUGAUGCACCAGCUUUGAAGGAAGCAGAUAUUGGACUUUCCAUGGGAAUCCAAGGAACUGAAGUUGCCAAAGAAAGCUCAGAUAUAGUCAUCUUGGAUGAUAACUUCACCUCUGUGAUGACAGUUUUAAGGUGGGGUAGGUGUGUCUACAACAACAUUCAGAAAUUUAUUCAGUUUCAGCUCACAGCGAAUGUAGCUGCCCUAGUCAUCAACUUUAUUGGAGCAAUAUCUUCUGGUGAAGUCCCACUGACUGCAGUCCAGCUGUUGUGGGUGAACCUAAUAAUGGACACUUUUGGGGCUUUAGCUUUGGCCACUGAGCGACCUACAGAUGAUCUAAUGACAAAACCACCUGUCGGUCGAUCCAAGCCCCUUAUAUCGAAUAUAAUGUGGCGGAACCUCAUCGCUCAAGCCUUGUAUCAAGUUGCAGUUCUACUAACCCUUCAGUUCAGGGGAAAAUCUGUCUUCGGUGUGGAUGAGAGGGUCAAGAACACGCUCAUUUUCAACACUUUUGUCUUCUGCCAAGUGUUCAAUGAGUUUAAUGCAAGGAAACUAGAGAAAAAGAAUAUAUUCAAGGGAUUGCACAAGAACAAACUCUUUCUUGGGAUUAUUGGCAUAACUAUAAUUCUUCAAGUGGUAAUGGUGGAAUUCUUGAAGAGGUUUGCUAACACUCAGAGGCUGAACUGGGGGCAAUGGGGUUCUUGUAUUGGAUUAGCAGCUUUAUCCUGGCCAAUUGGCUGGCUAGUUCAGUGGAUUCCAGUAUGAAGCAUUUCUAUUCUCUGAUCAAAGAGCUUUUGCAUCCCCAAAAAGUCAGUCACUCACAUGAGAUAGUCUUCUCUUAUCUAGGUAAUAGGAAUAACAAGAUAACCUUAGUGCUAUUUCUUUUACAGUUCCAGGAUUCCAAUUUUAUUCUUGUCAAUAGUUAUCUAGGUUCUAGUUCCAUUUUAAGUGUCGAUUGUAAGCUUCUAAGUGAGGAAUCAAGAUACCAUUUCUUGCUUAUACAUGUCUUAAUUUCAAAUAACAUGUUUUCCACCUUA